AUGACGGUUAAUGUAACAGCAACAUCAACGUCAAUUCUUAUUGGAUUUUUGGAAAUAUUAACACAUGAAAAUGAAUUCAGUUCACAGUUAAUGGAACUGGCCAAAUGGAUUAAGGAAGAUCGUUAUUAUCAAACAAUUAUCUAUAUGAGACAUGAUGACAAACAGGGAGAAGAUUACGAAGAAGCCUACAAUACCGAUAAGAUAUUGAAAUAUCUAAUGUGUGAAAGUAAUACUGCCAUCAUGAAUCUAAAGGGGAAUACUUCAUAUUAUUUAUGGUAUAAAUAUAAUCGUCGUAUUAUGGCUAUAGUACAUUUGAAUGGCAAUGAAUAUGAGGACCAAGAACUACUGAUAACGUUAUGGAGGACACUAAAACGUAAUUUACUCACCAGAUUUAUAUUAUUGGUAAAAAAGUUAAGUGAUUGGAAAUACAUUGAAAAAAUUUUAAAAUUUUGUUAUGAAAACAAAGUUAUCAAUGUCAUGGUUAUCAACAUAUCUCUGCAGAAAAGCAAUGUACUUUAUACUAUGGAAGCCUUUCCGGAAUUCAAACUAAAGUACGAAAAAAUAAAGAAAAGAAAUACAACGGUUUUAUUUAUUGAUCAAGUAAAAAAUAUGCAAGGCGCUGUCAUAACUUUGGUAAUGAAUAAAGCCAGCUCCAGAUGUUACGUACUGAGAGUGGAAAAUGGAACAUUUAUUUUAGGUGGUUUUGUGGGACAUUUCUUUAACGAGUUUGCACGUAAGCACAAUGCUACCUUAACUUUUCCUAAUUAUCAUAAUUUGAAUAAGGAAAUGUUUCUUAGUGCAUUGGAUGCAUUGGUAGAAAAUGGUACAUAUGAUGGCUCAACAGAACUUACAAUGAACCUAUACAACACUGAUUUGACCUACACAAAGAUCUACGACUAUAUGGAUUGGUGCCUUAUGGUACCGCUAGAGAAAUCAGUGCCAGCUUACAGAUUUUAUAUAAUGGUAUUUGAUACGGCCAGCAUGAUUAUGAUUGUAGUUUCAUUCUUAGCAUUUUCCUUAAUAUUGGCUGUCACCUAUAUUGUUAGGCAAGAACGAGUUAUUUUCCAUAAAUUAUUAUUUAAUAUUUAUGUACUCAAUGGACUUUUGGGUCAAGCAUUUAAAGGUGAACGUUCUUUCUCCAGUAUACGCAGUUUACUUUUUAUGCUAAUUUGCUUAUCCGGCUUGGUGUUCAAUACCACAUAUGUCACCUAUUUGCAAACAUUCAAUGCUAGACCACCCAAGAAACAUGUUAUAAAUUCUCUGGAUGAUAUUAAAAAAUCAGGUAUGCGUAUAGCUUUAUAUAAAGAAGAAUAUUCUUUACUUAAAGCUUAUGCUACAGGUGGUGGACUUAUUAACCAUUUAAAAGUUAUUCCAUCCUAUGCAGAAUAUCAUGCUUUACGUGAUAAUUUUGAUAGCCGUUUCAUAUAUCCAGUUCCUUCGGCUCAAUGGGCCGUGUAUGAACAACAGCAGAAAUUCUUUUCCAAACCUCGUUAUCGUUUAACAGAUAUUUGCAUUUUAAAAAUGUUUGGCAUGCAACUGCCCCUACAACCUAAUUCGCCCUAUGGGGAGGCUAUGAAUACACUCAUCGGUCAAGUCAAUCAGGCUGGACUGGUAGCGUAUUGGAAAUCAUUAGCAUUUUUGGAAUUUAUUCAAUUAAAGAGAAUCAGUUUGGAGGAUAAGAGCAGCAUAUCAACAUUUGAACCCAUGAAAUUGGAAGAUAUGAAAUUAUUAAUAAGUUUACUGGCCACAUCGUGGCAGAUUGUUAAAGAAGUUUAUUCGUUUAAUAAAAAGAAUGUGUUAACGUUAUGA
Molecule: messenger RNA, 1809 nt
Organism: Lucilia cuprina (Australian sheep blowfly)
Lineage: Eukaryota; Metazoa; Arthropoda; Insecta; Diptera; Calliphoridae
Exons: 2
Coding region: 1-1809 (602 amino acids)
Source: RefSeq, a predicted model, not a curated record